UGUCUGAGCUUGCAGUACCUCCUCCCUUCGGCGUCUCCCGGGGUUGAGCCUCGGCGGCAGCCCGCCCCUCAUCUUCAGGCGGAGGCUUCAGCAAAAUCCAGUCGUGAGCUCUGCUUCAGGAAGAGGGUCCUUGCAGCCGCACCUUUCCGCUUGACGGCCCACGGUCCCUAUGCGCUGUUCCGACCUAGGCCUGUGACCAAUUCUGCCUAGUAGGAUGAACUGGACUGCUGCCACGUGCUGGGCUCUGCUGCUGGCCGCCGCCUUCCUCUGUGACAGCUGUUCGGCCAAGGGUGGCCGCGGAGGCGCUCGAGGCAGCGCCCGCGGGGUACGCGGAGGCGCGCGCGGGGCAUCAAGAGUGCGCGUGCGGCCAGCACCCCGCUACGGCUCCUCUCUGCGAGUGGCGGCUGCAGGGGCAGCCGCAGGGGCUGCGGCGGGUGUGGCUGCGGGCCUUGCCACCGGCUCUGGCUGGAGGAGGACCUCGGGGCCUGGAGAGCUAGGCCUGGAGGACGAUGAAAACGGGGCAACUGGAGGCAACGGAACUGACCGAGGAGUCUACAGCUACUGGGCUUGGACUUCGGGCUCCGGGUCCACACCCGGCCCACGUAUCAGCUUACUUCUGGGCGGCACUCUUGGUGCCUUAGAACUACUUUGGCCCUAGAUCAGGCUGAACUCCGACCCAGAUCCCAGUGGUCUCCAGCUCAGAAAGUCACUUCCUUUUGCUGACUGGUUCCCCAAUCCAGAUGACAGCAAGCUCUCUCGCAAUUUGUGGACAUGUCUACUCUCUUGCCCAUCCCAGUCUCCCAAGCUUCCACCCUGGCAGGAACAGCUCCACUGCCAGGAAGGCAGGCUGCCCUCCACUCUCCAGAGCUGCCCAAGAGGAAGUACUGGGCCAUGCCUGCUUGCCCUGGACACAAAAAAUGAAUAACCACCAAAAAGAUGCCAUCCUCAGGUGGGCCUGUCUGAUCUGCCACUAAAGCCCAAAAGCCCUUGGGCCUCCCAUGAAAGCAGAAGGAAUGGACCACUUCCCUCUGGACUUCACAAUUUGGUGAAGAGAACAUUCACUUGGACUGCAGUGUGAGAAAUGUCAGGUGCUAACCACCUGCCCAGAGCAGGUCCUAAUGAUGCCACAGCUCAGGAACAUCCAGAGCAAAAAAUAUCUGUCUCAGGACACCCACUGUGGUCCUAGGACAUGCUACCAAGGCCACCAUAGUGUUUCUUCAUUGAGGACUGCCUAAGAGACCUGUCAGAAGGGUUCCCCCCUUGGAGUCACUUGGUCAUAGGACUACUUAACUGCUCUAAGAUCCACUGAGGGUAGGGGUUCCACAUUUGGAAACAUUCCAUUUCCUUUGAACUUUAGGUUCACAAGUGAGAGUCACUUGGAUACAAUACCAAUCCUGCUGCAGCCCUCUUUGUACAUGAUCCAAACUACAAGAUUCCCACAAUGCUGGUAGAUAACAGCAUCUUGGGUUAGGAGAUCCCCUCCCUUGGAAACAGAUGGUCCAGGAAGGUAAGAGGGUAUGGCACAAUUGGCAACUGGAAGCCUGCACGCUGGAGAAGGCAACAGUUCUUCAGGCCCACUGCUGCCUGAGGAAAGCAAACAGACACAGCAAAGCCAGCCUCAGCGGGUCGUGAGUGUGGGCUGACACUACUAGAAGUUUUCUGACCAUCUAUAUCCAUCCUGGAACAGAGCUGAUGGCCAGGGUGGCCUUAAAGAGAUGCACUGCAGUCCUCACGUGGAUCUACCUUUGGGCAGACUGGCUCCUUGCUGCUCCAGGGUCCACCAGCACAUCCUUGCCCCAUGGAGUGAUAGGUCUCUGGGCUCAGUCAGGAUACGCAAUGCUAGCCUGGCAAACCUCUUGUUAAGUGUACAGGUUUCAAGGCUAUUGGCAGGACUCCAGCCAAACAUUUUCUUGACCAACAAGUUGCAGGAUGCAGCUCCCUGCACCCUCUAUCCACACUGCCGGUGCUCUUAGGCACAGCCAGCCGGAUGCUUCUCUGUCCCUUACAGACAAAGCUCAAUACCAAGACCAGCAAGCUAAGGGCCAAGUCCACUCAGGGCCUCAAAGGCAAGUACCAUCAAGUCUGGUAUAGGGAGACCCACUAGAGCCCAUUCAGCUUGUCAAACACCUAUGAGGAUGGGUUAUGUGGACCAGAGCUUCACCUACCAGAGUACCAUGUGUUAGUUCUGGACAUAAUGGAAACAUCACCUUUUAAUUAUCAUUUCACACACCAAUCUGACUUCUCCAGAGCAUUUAGCACUUGGCACAGCCACAUCUCCGAAUACCUUCUCCACAGCAGGAACCAUAAGAUGCUGAGGAGUCUCAGAGGCGGCUUAUACUGCAGUCACAACAAGAGGCAACAGUGAAAGACUAGCCCCUGUUAUCAGCCAUCCACAAGAAGCAGAGAGCCCACUGAGCAUCCAAGCACUGGUUCAGGCAACUAUGGGAAGGCCAUGUCAAUACUGGACAGAAGAAACUAGAACUUCUGAGCAGGUGCAGCCCAGCUGGUCCAAUAGUACCUCCUGUCUGUACCAACCAGUCCCCUUCCCUUUUUCUUUCUAGACAGCAAGCUGCUGGCAGCAACGCCCUUUAGAUGCCUACAGGCAUAUGGAGGUCAACCAUGCUGGGGUACCCUCUGCACCACAUCCUGCAGGCACCAUGGUUCCAAUGGCUAGAUGGUGGUCCCCUUCCAGUGCUUCUCUGGCCUGUGGGAAGUUGAGCCUACACCCGAUGGACAGGCUCUGAAGUACAAGGGGAGAGGACAUUCCUGGGCUUUUCUAUUCCAAACCUCUCGUUGAUGUCUGUGCACACAUGUAUCAGUAAAGAAUUCAUUGUGAAACAAA
Mesocricetus auratus (golden hamster) is the source of this 2842-nucleotide messenger RNA. RefSeq names its product shadow of prion protein (gene Sprn). Lineage: Eukaryota; Metazoa; Chordata; Mammalia; Rodentia; Cricetidae. The record is from RefSeq and is a predicted model, not a curated record. Gene Ontology annotation, molecular function: nucleic acid binding. The coding region runs from base 215 to 658 and encodes 147 amino acids. The transcript has 2 exons. Gene Ontology annotation, cellular component: membrane; nucleus. Gene Ontology annotation, biological process: protein import into nucleus.